ACUUGGGUGGCUGGGGCCGCGGUGUACUCCGCUACACCGGUGUUGUGCUACGCCGGUCACAGCGGUCCGGCAGUCGAGUCACUGUCCUCCGUGUCAGCGUAUCGAGUCAUCGUCUGUCGCCGUCCGUCUGAGUUUUGGUCAACGAAAAUCCUAAAGAAAAUAGCGCAACAGUACGUCCGACACGAUAAUAAUAAUGGCUACUGAAAUAACAACAGUUGAUAGCCAAGAAUAUAAAUUCAAUCCUUUGAAUUUUGGCUCCUUACAUUUUACUGUCAAAGCAUCAAACGAUGCUCAUAUUGCAUUAACUGCUACUGCAGAUAACAAGCCGCCUAAAUAUGAGAUAUUCCUUGGUGGUUGGGGUAAUACAAAAUCUUCUAUACGCAAAAACAAUGAAGAGCCAGACAAGGUUAUUGUUGAUACUCCAAAAAUAUUAAAUGGUGGUGAAGCCAGAGGAUUUUGGAUCAAAUGGGGAGGUGGUUUUAUUGGUGUAGGAAAACAAGGAGAAGAAAAACCAUUUAUGUCAUGGCAAGAUGAAGAAUCUUUAAAUGUGUUGUUUUAUGGUGUUCGUAGUGGAUGGGGAGCUACAGGUGUAUGGACUAUUGAAGAUAAUAUUUACAUAAACACUGAAGAUAGCAAGGAGUUCAUAUUUAGAGCUAUAUUUCAUGGAUCAAUAAGUUUUUCGGUAGAUAGUGCCAAUGAUGCACAUAUUGUCUUAGCAACUAAAAAUAAAGAAUCUGAACCUAUGAUAGAGGUAUUACUUGGUGGCUGGAAGAAUACAGCAUCUGCCAUUCGUUACAACAAACAAACACCAGAUAAGGUGCACGUUGACACUCCUCAACUUCUAUGUAAAGACACUCCAAAGAAAUUUGUCAUAUUUUGGAGAGAUGGUGUUUAUGAAGUGUUUAGUGAAAAAACUAAACUAUUUGAAUGGAAAGAUUCAAAUCCAUUUAUUAUUUCUCAUUAUGGAGUUCGCACUUGUUGGGGGGCUGUUGGUAAUUGGCACAUUCAUGGUGCAGCAGAUGUUCAAUUUAAAAGCCAAAUAGUUGCUACCCCAAAACCAAAACCUUUAAAAGGAAAAGCUCCGCCUGCAGCUACACCUGGUUGGAACAUCGAUGGAGUUUCUUCUGGUCCAGUUCAUUGGGUUCAUGCUAGUAAUGGGCAAAUACCACCAAAUGCUUUACCUGGUGGUUUUGAUGCUACCAAUGAACAACUAUAUGUUGCCAGAGCUGAACAUAAUGGUGCUCUGAUUCCUGGUAAACUUGUUCCCUCACACGGUGUUGUCUAUAUACCUUGGGGUGGUGUUGAAAAUCCUAAAGAAAACUAUGAAGUACUUUGCAACUGUAAUGGUACAUGGGUGAAAGCCAACAAUGGAGAAAUUCCUGUAGGAGCAUUAUCUUCGGGUCAUACAGAAGAUGGUGAACCAUUAUUUGUUGGACGUGGUGAACUUAAUGGUUCUUUAACUGUUGGAAAGGUUCAACCUAGUCACAGUGUUUGUUAUGUACCGUUUGGCGGUGAAGAAGUACCUCUGAAUGAUUAUGAAGUGUUGGUGGCUUAAAGCUAUCAAAAUUAACCAAAGAUGAAAGAAGUAUUAAAGAUUUGAAGAACGGCAUCAUGUUGAAUUUAUUGGAACUUAAGAAUUUUUUUAACGCUUUAUUUAUACUUACAUUAUUUACAAUUUUUUGAAAACAUUAAAUAUACGGCAUUAACAUUAUA
Molecule: messenger RNA, 1713 nt
Organism: Rhopalosiphum maidis (corn leaf aphid)
Lineage: Eukaryota; Metazoa; Arthropoda; Insecta; Hemiptera; Aphididae
Exons: 8
Coding region: 194-1555 (453 amino acids)
Source: RefSeq, a predicted model, not a curated record